Messenger RNA from Eruca vesicaria subsp. sativa (arugula), 453 nucleotides. NCBI's taxonomy places the organism in Eukaryota, Viridiplantae, Streptophyta, Magnoliopsida, Brassicales, Brassicaceae. The record is from the annotation of a GenBank genome assembly.
AUGCUUAUCCAACUGAGCGAUUGGCUAGGAUUCAGCAAGUUCGUCACGGGUAUUGAAGAAAAUGCUGCGGAGUCUUCAUUGCGGCUGACAAGGAUCACCAAGGAACUAGACAAGGGAAAGGGUCAUGUCUCCACUUACUCUGAUCCUGAUGUUUAUACUCAACCGAAGACUUUGGUUGUGAAUACAAACUCUGGUUAUUCUAACAUAGAAGUUGACAGUGAUGAUGGUACAGAGUGUAAUGGUUCAAAAAUGUUUGCUUGUUUUGCUCCUUUAGCUGUUUCAACAGUUUUUCGCUUAGGCCCUUCUUCGGAGGGGCGGGUCAUUGGAAACCAAGGAGUAAAAAAAUAUGAGAGGAACCGCCCUCCCUCAUGGAGAAGGAAUAAACACCCAAACUUGCGAGAAGGAAUGCGCCAGGAUUCACAGUUUCAGUUCCUCCCACACAAACCAGUAUGA